Penaeus vannamei (Pacific white shrimp) is the source of this 1726-nucleotide messenger RNA. Lineage: Eukaryota; Metazoa; Arthropoda; Malacostraca; Decapoda; Penaeidae. The record is from RefSeq and is a predicted model, not a curated record.
GUUAUCUAUUGCUGUUCGAAGUGGAUGAGAAUGUCGUUGCCCGUCAACUGCUCCAUUCAGGAAUUGGCACCUUUACUACACAGCGAUUGCAGCGCCAUCUCUUGGCAAUAAACAAAACACGCAAAACCUUUCCAAGGACGAGUCCCAGACUGUACCACUAGCAGGAAAGGAUUUUAAAAUUUGCAAUUUUAUAGAUGCAGAUAUAACAAAAAAUGAUAACCUCAUCUCCAUUCGCUUCCCAGUGAUAUGUACAUGGUUCCAAAUACAUAUGAAGGUGCUGGAGUCCAGGUAUGCUUACUAGAACAAUGGGGAUGCUUCAAACUUGCAACCACUUCAGCAUCAGGCCUUUAAAGACCUACACUCUUCUGAGGAAGUCUUUACUAACAAAGAAUUCAGCAAGAAGUCUCAGCGGGUUUGUCAUAUCUAAGACACCAAAGUUACAGGAAGGAACAAGAAAAAAUGUUCUGCCUCUGUCGCAGUUUGCAUUUAGUUGUAAUAUCCCAGAAGACCAAAGACAAGUGUUACAGAAGAAAUUCCAAAUGGUUCAAUGCUGUUUCUAUCACAGCAUAUCAAACAGCAGAUACAGGCAAGGAAAUCCCAUGCCUCUAUUGAGUUCCUCAAACUUCCUUCUUGGAAACAACAUUGAUAAACGGAACUUUUCAAUGUCUUGGCUCGACAACUUGGCCAUUACUCAAGCAGGCUGGUUUAGGGCCCUAGCAGAAUCCAGACUGGUCGAGAGCUUAAUGGGGGGGCUGCAGGGAAUACAUGACUCUUUGAACUUACCAUGGUGGGGAGCCAUCAUUGUCUCUACCAUACUGAUGAGGGGGGUAUUAACAUUCCCUCUUGCAGUGUACCAGAAUUACAUAUUGGCCAAAGUAGAAAAUAUGAAACCAGAAAUGGAUGAGUUAGUUAAAGAAUUGAAGAGGGAGACAGCCAUUGCCAUAAGAAAGUUUGGUUGGGACGAGAAGCACGCACGCAUCAUGUUCAAUAGAUCGGCCAAGAAAAUGUGGAAGGAUCUGAUUAUCAAGGAGAACUGUCACCCAUUCAAGGCGAGCUUACUUCUGUGGGUCCAGAUUCCACUGUGGGUCUCCAUGAGUGUGUCAUUCCGCAAUAUGGCCUCCAUGAUGCCACACCAGGAUGCAGCUGCCCAGGUCCUCUUUCUUGAGAUGAGCACAGGAGGUUUCGGCUGGAUCCCAAACCUAACAGAGGUUGAUCACUCGCUCAUCUUACCCAUGGCCAUGGGGCUCCUCAACCUUGCUAUCACAGAGAUUAAUGUUUUAAACAGACUCCAGGAGGGUUCAAAGCUACAGAAAUUUGCAACCAAUCUCUUUCGCUCUGUCAGCAUCAUCAUCAUACCCAUCGCAGCAACUGUGCCUUCGUGUGUUAUCCUGUACUGGGUAACAUCAAGUGCUUGUGGUGUAGCACAAAACCUGGCUCUCAUGCACCCAGGACUAAGGCGAAUGUGCAGAAUACCUUACACCCCAUCGGAACGCGAAAACCCCUAUCAACAUCUGUGGGCACAGAUGCAAAAGAGGUUAAGAAGGAAAAGUAAAGAAAUAAAUGAAAAAAAGGAUGGGCAGAUAAACUGAUGAAUUAGUGAAUAAGUGUAAAGAGUAUGGUAUAUGAAGAAACAAGUUUUUGUGAAAUAAUUGUAAAUAAUGAUAUUUAAAGAAUGUAAAUUUCAAGGUUUUAUUAUGUAAAUCAACUUAAUAAAAACAAAAAUCUA